Paramecium tetraurelia is the source of this 822-nucleotide messenger RNA. RefSeq lists its product as uncharacterized. The transcript is spliced from 2 exons. The record is from RefSeq and is a predicted model, not a curated record. Lineage: Eukaryota; Ciliophora; Oligohymenophorea; Peniculida; Parameciidae.
AUGUUAAUUUCAUCAAUCCUAGGAUGGAGUUCCUUGUUUUUAAUCACAAAUUACUCUCUCUACAAAUACUAUUUCACUUAACCCCUCAAGGCCUUAACAUUAGCUUAAAUUAUUAAAAGAGACCUUUGGAAAUGGAGAUUUUAAAAAUGGAAAUCCUCAAUAAAUCGCUCCCCUUAUUAAAUAGAAUUGAAAUUUGGCCUAAAUCACAAACCGAUAAGUGGUAAUUACGUAUAACAAAAUAUUUAAACAAUCGGAGAAACACACGCAUUAUUCAUCAACAAUCAGAAUAAUUACUAACAUUUAACAAAUAUGAAUGUGAAAUAAAUUAAUGAUUUUCAAGUUGGAAUGAACCAAUUAUUUUAUUACAAUUUCCAUUCUGAUUACAUUUUAUUGUCAAUAUGCCACAAACUUGAUGAUGAAAAUAAUACCUAUAAUAUUUUAGUGCAGAGUAAGAAGUUUACAAGAAAGGAAGAGGAAGGUAAUUUGAAAGAAUUGGCAGGAGAAUACGUGUAUUUUAUUUUAAAAUAAGAUUCAAAAGUAAGGAUUUGCUAAAAUUUUGGGAAUAAAACCAUGGAUAUUGACUUUAUUGAUAGGAUCAUAUAGCAUACAAUUAAAAAUGAGAAGGUCAUUGAAUACAUAGAUUUAGAUGGAACAUGGUUUAAUGAAAACUCUUAAUAUUGUAAAUGUGUACUUAAGUUGGAUGAGCAAUACAAUUUAAUUAACAUAAAUAAAAUUAAUAAUUUCGAAAUAAUUGAAAGUUAGAAAAUGUAUGAUAAAAUAAUUGAUAAUCUAAAGAAUAAAACUAUAUUAUAUAUAAAUUGA